Molecule: messenger RNA, 1331 nt
Organism: Danaus plexippus (monarch butterfly)
Lineage: Eukaryota; Metazoa; Arthropoda; Insecta; Lepidoptera; Nymphalidae
Product: aldo-keto reductase AKR2E4-like
Exons: 7
Coding region: 42-1055 (337 amino acids)
Molecular function (GO): oxidoreductase activity
Source: RefSeq, a predicted model, not a curated record
UGAAUAUUCUACAUUCGUUUACAAUCAACUUAACCACUAUAAUGUUUAAACUUGUCUUGAUAUUUCUCCAGCUUUUUAAUAUUCAAGUAUAUUGUUCCAUACAAAGGGGAUGGCUCUUAAACGAUGGAAAUAUUAUGCCGCCAAUAGCUUUUGGUACGUUUGGUAAGAGAGUUGACAUAGAAGAUAAGGUUGGCCAAUCUAUUGAAUGGGCGAUAGAGGCUGGAUACAGACACAUUGAUACGUCAUAUAUAUAUUUAAAUGAGAGAGUCAUUGGAGACGCAAUCAAAAAAGUAAUUAAACGAGGAGUGAUUACUAGAAAGGACCUGUUCAUUACCACAAAACUCGACGUAUUCUCUAACAGAUCCUUAGUAAUUCCAGCACUUCGUAAUUCGUUGAAGAGGUUACAGACAGACUAUGUCGAUCUUUAUCUUAUUCAUUCUGCUCGCAACCUGACUGGUAGUCCUAUUAAUUAUUUGGAAAGUUGGAAAGGUAUGGAAGAUGCGAAAAAGUUGGGAUUAACGAGGUCUAUCGGAGUAUCCAACUUUAAUAGCUCACAAAUAAACGACAUCUUCGUCAGUUCAAAAACACGCCCCGCUGUUAAUCAAAUUGAGGUUAAUCCGACGUACACAAAUUUAGACUUGGUAGCGUAUUGCCAAAGUCAAGGUAUACGUGUGAUGUCCUAUUCUCCUCUUGGCAUGAUAGUACCCAGACCUUUGCUGGAAAACCUAAUACCAAAUCCGGAAGGACCCGUAAUUGCGAAAAUCGCUCAAAAAUACGGUAAAACAGCAACUCAGGUAGUCAUUCGCUAUUUGAUCGAUCGUGACACUAUUCCGAUACCAAGGUCAACAAACAGAGAACACAUAAAAUCGAAUAUAGAUGUUUUUGAUUUUUCAUUAACUGAAAAAGAAAUAUAUAUGAUCAAUCAAUUUAACAUAAACAUAAAAAUUUUUAAUGAUCUCGCAUUAUCAGAUGAGCUUUUCGAAGAGUAUUAUGGUGGGAACAAAAAGGAAUUUUUAGAAAUGUAUUUACACGAUGUAUCCCUUCUUAAGCCAUAAGCGGGAAUCCAAGCCUUUUUUAUUGUUUUCUAAUAAUACCAUCUUAUUGAAAACUGUCUCAAGGAAAUGACGUAUCCAUCCAUUCUUGUGCUCUAAGGUUCUUUCCUAAUCCGUGGUCUAACACUCACUUAAUUAUUCCAAAAUAUUUAAUGAGUGUUACUCAAUUUGUCAACUCUAAACGAAAUGUUACCAAUGCUAGUAGAAGUUACAACAUAAAAUAUAAAAAAAAUUAAAGUCAAAUAUUGAGAUAUAUGUAAAUGUCUGCAUCAAACCGAU